AUGAGAUUACAGCAGCUCUGGGUGGGUAACUGUUUAAAAUAUGCAAUUUUUGAGUUGAUAUCAGUCAACAAUUUUUGCCAUAAGCACACCACACCAAAGCUGUUGUUUGACUGUUGUUUUGUGGCCGAAAAAUUGCUUUUUGUGAUUGUUUGUCGUGUCAUAUCAGAAAAGGAAAAAAAAGACGCUACAAGAAAGACAUCACAUUCAAAAUUCAAAUUAAUGAAACGUCUGAUAAGAUUUUCGAUUUUUGUAGAGGAAAACAUUGAUCACUUCAUAACUAUUAAAACUUCCAAGGCAUUAAAAAGGGCCUCGAAAACUCUCGUUUAG
Clunio marinus is the source of this 327-nucleotide messenger RNA. Lineage: Eukaryota; Metazoa; Arthropoda; Insecta; Diptera; Chironomidae. The record is from the annotation of a GenBank genome assembly.